Priapulus caudatus is the source of this 3469-nucleotide messenger RNA. RefSeq names its product centromere-associated protein E-like. Gene Ontology annotation, biological process: mitotic cell cycle; microtubule-based movement. The record is from RefSeq and is a predicted model, not a curated record. The transcript is spliced from 21 exons. Gene Ontology annotation, molecular function: plus-end-directed microtubule motor activity; ATP binding; microtubule binding. The coding region runs from base 43 to 3219 and encodes 1058 amino acids. Gene Ontology annotation, cellular component: microtubule. Lineage: Eukaryota; Metazoa; Priapulida; Priapulimorpha; Priapulimorphida; Priapulidae.
CGAGAAGGGAACUUGUAAGAAAAAGAAGGCUAACUCUACGACAUGGACAACGUUCAUGUUGUGGUUAGAGUGCGGCCACUCAUAAAAAGGGAAGCUGAUAGUCAAACGGGGGACUAUUGGAAAGUCUUGGAUUCGCAGACAAUAGCAUCACUUUCAGAAACCCAAGGAAAGCGUUACACUUUUGACCGUGUGUUUGGGUGCAUAGACUCGACUAAUACAGUAUACGAGAAUGUUGCGAAACCUAUCGUACAGGGUGCUGUAAAGGGAAUAAAUGGAACGAUUUUUGCAUAUGGGCAGACAGGCACUGGUAAGACUUACACUAUGAUGGGAAGUGACACCACAUGUGGUGUUAUACCCUGUGCGGUCAAGGAGAUGUUUGACUACAUGAAUCACGAGCCAAACAGGGAGUUCCUCGUUCGUGUGUCUUACCUGGAGAUAUACAACGAGUCACUGUCAGACCUUCUCCGUUCGAAAGGAAAGAAGGAGGUGCUUACCAUACACGAAAAUGAGGUUGGCAGGGUUUAUGUAAGCAAUUUGUGUGAAGAACUCACAAACAGUUACGACCAGAUUAUGGGCUUCCUGCGAGAAGGAGAGAAGUACCGGCGUGUGGGCGCGACAAACAUGAACGAUCGUAGCAGCCGCUCCCACACCAUCUUCAGAAUCAUCAUCGAGUCACGGGCCAACGACGAGGAGGGUACCGGCGUAGUGAGCGUCGCACACCUGAACUUUGUCGAUCUGGCCGGCUCCGAACGUGCGAACCAGACCGGCGCGAUGGGAGAACGACUGAAGGAAGGUUGCUCAAUCAACGCCUCCCUGUUCCAGCUGUCUGAGGUCAUUUCACAACUCAGCAAGGGAGCAGAGCACAUCAACUUCCGCAACUCUAAGCUGACUCGCAUUCUGCAGAAUAGUCUGGGUGGCAAUGCAAAGACGGCCAUCAUCUGCAAUAUCACGCAAUUCGAUCUGCAACAGACCUCGUCGACAUUGAAAUUUGCUUCGAGAGCAAAGAAAAUUAAGAACAAGCCGAUAGUGAACGAGGUUGUGAAUGAUGAGGCCAUGCUAAGACGAUAUCGACGAGAAAUCGAUGAUCUGAAGAGACAGCUCGAAAGUGCUCAUCAGCCCCAAGAGCGCACGGACCAUCUCGUUUCCAACCUAGAGAAGGAGCUGGCAGAGCGCGAUCGCAAGCAGAAGGAGCAAGAACAAAUGAUCGAACUCUACGAGAAGAUUAUCAACGGGCCCGUGCCGAAGGAACGGGGCAUGAAGAGGAACCUGCGCAGAGAGACGUGGUGUCCGGGCCAGACAAAGAACAUACUUCCGACCACGCCCGUCCACUCGAGGUUCCCUGGUAUUGGCAACACGACAAUAGAUCCUUUCCAAGAGGAGCCACUUCAGGAGGAGACAGAAGAAAGCGUGUUUCUUCCGCGAGCAAAACGCGUCUGCUUUAGUGGAUCGUUCCUUAGCAUCCCUGAGGGGGCGGCUGUGGACGAAGAGGAAGAGAACCCUUUAUCUGCGAUGGAGGAGGAGGAGGAGGAGGCGGUGGAAGAGCGGGAGGCAGCUGGCGGCGCCACAGAUCGCGAUGCGCACUUCGAUUUGAAAUUAGCCAAUGAAAGAAACGCUGUGGAUGUGGAAAGGCUGAUGCGAGAGAAGGUAGAGGAGAGCAGCCGAGCCGCUGAACUGGCCGAGAAGGUCAGGAAGCUGGAGGAGGCUCUGAGUGAGGCAACGUCAUCGACAGGGAAGAUACAGGUGAAGAAUGACGACAACGACAACGAUGCUGACUCGCCUGACCCCGUAGAGACCCCCAGCGCGCCGCCGCCGCUAGCGCCGAUGGAAGAACGCUACCCUGUGAGCACCGCGGGCGUGACGACGCGCGCGCGGCAGUUUGCCGUGCCGCCGCCCCCGCAGCGAUCCAGCUUCAACCGCCGCCGCACGCUCCCCGUGCGGCUGCCGUGCAGCGACAACACGCCGCUCUCCACGCCCGCGUCCGCGCGACGCAGGACGGCGAUGAGCAUCUACGAUGGCUUCGUCGGCGAGUUUGACGCGCGGCUGGGCGUCGCCGCGCAGGAGAGACAGUCCGCCGUCACGCCGGCAGCGGACUCGGAUACGGUCAGGUCACUGAGGAGAGAGUUGGCGGUUCGGGACGAGGAGAUAGCGCGGCUGCGUGAGGAGGUGACGAGGCGCGAGGUCGACAACAUCGCAAAUAGGAGAAAUGAUACCACUGAGAAAGAGCUCCUUCAGGGCGACUUGGUUGGAUUGGAACAGGAGUGCCAGGGAAAGCAGGCAAAAAUUGAGAUGCUGGAAAAAACGCUCACGCAAAUGAGAGACAGCAAGGAGAAGCUGGAGAGGGAGAGCGUGCGCUUGGAGGAGUCGUUCGAGGCGCUGCGUGAGUUCACGCGCUGCGAACAGGACGUACACGAGACGGACCAGCAAGAGCAGCUGAGUGAGACGGCGACGCUGCGGGAACGGCUGGAGGCAACGCUCGCAGAGCUGAGCAGUCUCCGCACGGCGCGGGAGGCCGAGGUCGACAUGCUGAGUGCGCAGAAUGAGCGCCAGUGCGCGAGUCUCCGCGCGCUGCAGGCCGACGCCGCCGCGCUCAGACAAGAGAACGCACUGCUCGCCGCGGCAGGGGGCGUCACCGAGCCGCCCACUACGGAUGAGGACGGGGACAAGGUCCAGCGAGAACCGAGGGAGGACCGACCGACGCCUACUCUCGUCGAGAGGGGAUUGGCGCCGGGGACGGAGCAAUGUGAGCUGGCAGAAAGCGGUGAGCUACGCACCACGGUGGAGGAGGUGGCGCGGGAGCCAUGCGCCGCGAUGGAGGACGGGGCGAGGGAGCUACGUGCCACGAUGGAGGAGGUGGCGCGGGAGCGCGACCGGGCCGUCGAGACAGUCGGCUUGUUCAGCGCGCAGCUGGAGGAUAUGGAGGAGGAGAGGGAGGAGCUUCUGAAGGAGAGGGAGGAGCUUCUGAAGGAGAAGCAGCGGCUACGCGACGCGUGCAGCGGCAUCGACACGCUGACGGAAGAGAUUGACACGCUGGCGCGGGAGCAGCAGCAGCUGGCUCUCCAGCGUGACCUUGCUGACGCGCGUGAGGAGCGGCCACGUCUGCGUGACGUCAUUCGAGCGUUUGCGCGCGAGAAGCAGACGAGGAGCGACGAUGCUGGCCGGCGCGCCGGCCGCUGUCCGGAAGACACGCUGACUCCUGCGCGCAGGUUGAGAGAAUGCUGAUUGAGAGCCGUUUAGAGGGGCCGGGUCCCACACAUUGCCAAGGCAGACGAUGCGAGCGCAUCACUAAAGGAGGAGAAAGCCGAGUUAGAUGCUCAGCUAGACACAGAGAGAGUAUCGGCGGGGAAGACACAGAAGAUGAUAGAGUCACUAGAGCAGGAGAGAGUGGCUCAGCUAGACACAGAGAGAGUGUCGGUGCAGGAGACACAGAAGAUGAUAGAGUCACUAAAGCAGGAGAGAGCAGAAGUAGAGG